Messenger RNA from Meloidogyne enterolobii, 603 nucleotides. The record is from the annotation of a GenBank genome assembly. Lineage: Eukaryota; Metazoa; Nematoda; Chromadorea; Rhabditida; Meloidogynidae.
AUGCAAUGUAUUCGGUUUUGCGACGUUAAAUGCAAUAGAAAGAAAAUAGUUAAAUUUGAGCAAAGAAUUACGAAUUUAUUUGUCACUUUAUUUAACAAUAUUUACAAUCUUUCACCUUCUACUGAUAUAGAUCGCUCAGGCCAAUUAGUUUUGUUUCUUGCACAAUUUGUAGCUUGGACGAAGGAAACAACCAUGCAAUCUGAAUCACUAAAUAAUUGCAUUUCUCAAAUCAAAAAUCGCAACCCAUUUUCACAAAUUGAGCCUGCACACACAUCUUACAUUGAACAACUAAAGGAAGGGCUCGAAAUAUCGGAAGGGAAUACCUCUGUUGUGGUUGACGAAUCCGUAGAAGAUAAGCCUAAUGAAAUAGAAGAAAAUAUUGAAGAAGAAUCUACUGAAGAUGUAAAUAAAAUUGUCAAUGAAAUUAUUGAAGGAUUAAUAGAUAGUUCAGAAAAGGCGAAUAAUUUAAUAAAUGAUGAAUCAACUAAUUUACAAGAACAAAUUUUAUUGAAUACUCCUUCAACUGUUGUGGUUAUUAUGCUUUUGAUAUUGUUUUUAAUAAUGUAUCUUAGGAAUGCGGUGAGGCAAUACAUAAAAAUUUAA